This is a messenger RNA of Protobothrops mucrosquamatus (brown spotted pit viper), 2990 nucleotides long. RefSeq lists its product as uncharacterized. The record is from RefSeq and is a predicted model, not a curated record. The transcript is spliced from 5 exons. NCBI's taxonomy places the organism in Eukaryota, Metazoa, Chordata, Lepidosauria, Squamata, Viperidae. Gene Ontology annotation, biological process: regulation of DNA-templated transcription. The coding region runs from base 387 to 2990 and encodes 867 amino acids.
AAUCGGACCGGAAUGAAAACUGUUAGUAGGAGUACCGCUGUAGGUUCUAGGCGCUUCAUUCCCAAAUAGAAUUUAAAGCGCCAGACUCAUCACAUUAAGUAACAUCACGGGGAGAAAGAACAGACACGUAACGAGGAAGACUGCGUCGGAAGGUCGUGGCAACUUCUUUUGUGCUCUGGAAGGAGUAAGGAGCCAAUUUACAGAUCUGUUUCGGCAGCACGAUUUACAUUCGCCUCCGAGGCGGAAUCGGGAAAGCCAGGGCGGACCAGAAGGAAGCCUUUCAUUCUUCGGUAACUAUUAAACAAAUCUUCCCUGCUAUCUGAAUUUUUCCCGAUCCGAAAGAGCCAUCUGUGCACAUCAUUAUAACAAGGGAUUUCUUUCAUUACAUGUCUGGUUUCCUCUGUUUUUAUCUUUUACCUUGUAAAUCCAUUGUCUCUGCUCCUCUACAUAUAGCACACGGUGUCAUUGUGAAAAUGUCCUUGCAGUUUAUCAAGGAUGACAAAGGUAAGGAUCAGCUGCUUUAUAAAGGAUAUCUGUAUAAGAAAGUGCGGGCAAGCGGGAACAAAACGUUCUGGAAGUGUGCUGAAUACCACAAAUACUGCUGUACAGGAAGGGCUCACACAAGCCACGACCAAGUUAUAAAGUCUUUGCCACAUCUUCACCCUCCCACCAGGAUGCCAACGGAAGCUGACCAAGUGCCAUAUGGCGUGGAAAAAAACACCAUGGGCCCGGAAUCAAACCCUAAAGUGAAUACAGCAAGUUGUGAUGCCUUGUCUGAAGUCCGUACCAAGAAAUGGUGUACACACCAUCCAAGCCAGACAAUACAACGUUUGAGAGCAUGUUUGAAGGCAAGCCGCCAACCUUCGCCCAAUUUACCGGAAUCCGUCGCUGCUGUUGAAACGACUAUUAAAGAGCCAAUUGUGCCAUCAGCUUUAACAUCUCCUGGCUUUCAUGAGUUCACCGACAGCUCUAUGGACAUGCCAAACCCUGGUCUUUGUCAAGAAAAGUAUGCUCUGAACUCGCCUUCAAUCCAGGCUAAUCGAGAAGCGGGUCGACAGAGAUUCCGCCUAUCCACCCUUCUCCCUGGAGAAACUCUGCAGGAGAUUCUGUCCCGGCUGACUACUGCAGCCCUGCAAUGGCUCUGUCCUCAGGAGCACAGCAAAGACCAGAUUGUGGACAUGGUCAUCCUGGAGCAAUUUCUCAGUGUGCUUCCAGUGGACCUGCAGACAUGGUUGAAAGCCCAGGAGCCAGGCAGCAGCAAGGAGGCCGUUCAGUUGGCUAUGGCCUAUCAUAAACAGGAACCUGCCAAGCCCAUUCAGGAUACGAUAACCUUUGAAGAUGUAUCUAUUCAUUUCACUGAGGAAGAAUGGACUCUACUCAACCAUAAAGAAAAAAACCUUUACUGGAAUGUCAUGCAUCAAAAUUAUGAUAAUGUAGCCUGUUUGGCAAGAGAUCAGAUCAAAGGAAAAAGCCAAGAGGAAGACCUUUUGCAGGAAGUCUUUGAUCCAGCAGUGGAGUGGCUGGAAAAAUCCAAGGAGACAAUUUUACAACGUCCUGAACAAGAGUUGAAUAAGAACUGUCUGAAGAACCAGCAAAAGAGAACCUUGGAGAAGGAAGAAAUAUUCAUUUGUUCUGAAAGAAAUGUGAUGGGACCAGACAGAGACAUAAUUCUUCUAGACACCGAAGUAGGGCUGCAGAGUCAAUGCCUACAUAUUGAUUAUGGAGAAAGUGGUACUCCUGCAAUACCUAUCAGUGAUCAGAAAACCCUGAGUGAGGAAGAUCUAACAGGCUCAUAUGGAAUAUCCAAUAAGAUACAUCUCCAGAAUCUUAAGCAAAAUUUAAUCAAAGAGGAACAGAAUGAUACUGAAAGACAACAGGUAGAAAAAGAGAAAUUUUAUGGAGGCCAUUGUAGGAAUCCAGUCCAUCAUGAAACUAAAACAAGUCGGAAAACUGUGUGCGCAGCCAUUGAUGAUACAGAACAAACUGAGCCACUAAUACUUGACAAUUGGGGAGAUUUUAGAUAUGUAGAUAAAUCAUUGGAAACAAUUAUGGAAAGAAUUUCUCCAAGUUCUGAUCCAGAUCCAAUGCUCAUUUGCUCAAAAAUAUGUUCUGCUGAGUUGAAUGAAAGUACGGAUUUGACCAGUGAAAACCAGAAUAUUCUGGAAAGUGGUCUGGUUAAUAGUUCAGAAAAUGUAGGAGUGCUGGAGAAACUCAGUUAUUUUGGAAGUGUUUUACAGGAACCCGCAACACAAAUUCCUCAUUCAGAUGUUCAACAAGAUUCAGAAGCCCAGUACAGAUACACCAGUCAUAGUAAUGAAGAUGACGCUUCCAAAAUCAACCUUGGGGGUCAGUUGAUUACAUGUCCUAAGUAUAAACAUAUUAAUUCUUUCAAAAAGUAUGCCUGUUCCAAUCCUGAGGAAAUCAUCAAUAGCCUUUCAGCUUUAAUAAAACACAGAAGAGCUGACCGAAAAUAUUUCAGUAGAAGAAGUUUGAAAUUCCAGUCUGGAAUACAUCAUAGAACUCACACAAGAAAUAAUCUCCAGAAACGCUUGAUUAGGCAUAACUGGUGGUACUUUAAGCAAAACAGAAGCUGGCUUUUUGAAUUGGGAGUUACUCUAAAGCAGUUUCCAAAGUUUGAUUCCAUAACACUUAACACCCAAAUAGACAAAAUGGCUACUGAGCCUACCUUAAGCCAGGUAAUGACUGUGCUACAGCAGCUGGCUGCUAAUAUUGCAGAAAUCAAGGCAGCCAUCUCCAGCCUGCAUUCCACUGUAACUAGCCUCCAGAAUGGCCUAAGUGUUCACCAAAAUGCUUUUGAAAAUAGGAUUCUGUCUCUUUAUGUGGAUGCAUACAAAUACAUAGUUUUGAGUGUGCACUUCUAUGCACUCUUGGGUGCUUUUCUUGGGAAGAGUUUCAAGUGGUUUGCUUCUGAUUUCUUCUAUGAUAUUUGUUUCACUUCUCAGCCUAGAUUAGAUCCCUGGAAUCUUUGA